CAAGGCCAGUUCACCUAUAUAACAUGGACAUCACAUCCACCUCUACCAUUUCUCCGCGACAGGUAGUGAGGCAAGCAGAAUGAAGACGGCCCUUCCACUGAUCGCUGUGCUGGCGAGCUUUCUCUGGUUAGCUUCAGACCGAGUUAAUUCGGCUCCAGCGCCACACGAGCCGGCAGGCAACGGAGUAUUGGACGCUCCAGCGCCACCCGAGCUGGCAGGCCGCACAUUCUUUGACUUAAUAUUGAACAUUCCAAGAUCCAUUCUCAACUCCGUAAACAAAGAAUUGAACGAUAAUGGUGUGAAGUGUAAGGACGGCAGCUUGCCAGUGGACAAGGACGGCAAGGGGACCUGCCACGACAAUGUCCUCGCGGCUCCAGCGCCACACGAGCCGGCAGGCAACGGAGUAUUGGACGCUCCAGCGCCACCCGAGCUGGCAGGCCGCACAUUCUUUGACUUAAUAUUGAACAUUCCAAGAUCCAUUCUCAACUCCGUAAACAAAGAAUUGAACGAUAAUGGUGUGAAGUGUAAGGACGGCAGCUUGCCAGUGGACAAGGACGGCAAGGGGACCUGCCACGACAAUGCCCUCGCGAUUCCUAAGAGUGCGAUUGACUCUGUCAACGAUUUACUGAAUGGUUAACAUCCCAAAAGCACCAGAAGAAAUUUAGCUUUUAUAAAGGUCAAUUUAUUUAUUUAUUCUUAAUACAUAUUAAACAAAUUAAAAUAUUUGUAUUGUU
Molecule: messenger RNA, 734 nt
Organism: Homalodisca vitripennis (glassy-winged sharpshooter)
Lineage: Eukaryota; Metazoa; Arthropoda; Insecta; Hemiptera; Cicadellidae
Exons: 11
Coding region: 80-637 (185 amino acids)
Source: RefSeq, a predicted model, not a curated record